CACAGCUCCACUAAUCCAGAAAGAAACGAACGCACGCUGAAGGCUGAAGAAACGCAUGAGCAAAGGCAGAGCCGCAGAGGAGAAAUCAAGCGCAGCCUGCGAAGAACCAGACGGUCGCCGCCUCCGCCGUGCAUCGCAACGCGCCUCCGCAGCUCGCCCGCGCCUCCGCCGCUCGCCCGCGCCUCCGCCUCUCGGAUCGCAAGUCGCAACUGCUAACCUGCCUCUCCAGUCUCCAGACUCCAGUUCUCUUGAGUCCCUCGAGAAGUUGAGCACAUAUGGAAUAUAAUUUUGCUAUAAUGAGUGGAAAUCUCACAAUAAGCACGGCACAAAGGCUUGUACAACAAUCUGGAUUCUUCCUCUGCAAGUUUUUAAUGAUCUAAGACAGGCUUAUAUUACACUAAUAAAAAUACAGAGUAAUGAAUAAGGGAGGGCUCGGAGGCGGUGGAGGAGGCGGCGGACCCACUGCCGCCGCUGCCACAGCGGCCGCUCAGAAGCAGAAGAAUUUGUUGCAGAGGGUUGAUAAUGACAUCGGAAGCAUAGUUGACAAUUUCAGCUUCAUUGUGAAUGUUGCCCGGGUAAAUGAUCCACCAGUUAGGAAUUCCCAAGAAGCUUUCAUGAUGGAGGUUCGAGCAUCCAGAAUGGUUCAGGCAGCUGACUCGUUGCUAAAGUUGGUUUCGGAGUUGAAACAAACGGCCAUCUUUUCUGGAUUUGCGUCCUUAAACGACCAUGUGGAGCAAAGAACUGAAGAAUUCAACCAACUUGCCGAGAAGACGGACCGGGCAUUAGCUAGGGUUGGAGAGGAGGCUGCUGCUACCCUUAAAGAACUCGAAUCCCAUUAUUACUCUUCUGCCCUGAGAAGUGAUUGUAUGCUUCCAUGUGAUGAUAACCAUGAAUCAAAUGGUUGAACAUCCAAACAUAAUUGCUUGCUUCACAUGCUUUAUUUUUCAUGGAAUUAAUUAAUUUUGUUUAUUUUAUAAAGAAACUUAAUCUCCUUGCUUGCUUUUAC
Molecule: messenger RNA, 1006 nt
Organism: Cuscuta europaea
Lineage: Eukaryota; Viridiplantae; Streptophyta; Magnoliopsida; Solanales; Convolvulaceae
Source: the annotation of a GenBank genome assembly